GCGCAGGCGAGGCGAGGCGAGGCUCCCGGGCCACAGCCAGGCCGCACCACACGGCCAGUCAGUCCGCCGACAGGAGCCUGCCUGAGCCGAGCCCUGCAGCGCGAGCGCCGAGGGGGUCCUCCUCACGUCCCGUCGCGAGGCGCUAGCGAGGCGCGCGGUGCUGCGCAGGCGGUGGGCGCCAGCGGGCGAGCGCGACCACAGGGAGGGAGCGCUGGCGCGAGCGCUUCGACCCGCGCCCGAGCGUGCGUGCGUGCGUCCGUGCGCGCGAGUGUGCGCGCGCGAGUGAGUGCAGCAGUGAGUGCCAGUGAGUGCCAGUGAGUGCAAGCGAGCGCGGGCCCAGGGAUGGCGCGGCCGCCUGCGCGCUGACACUGGCAUGGUGGCGAGCAGCGCUAAGCGCGGGGCGCGCGGCGGGGCGGCGCGGCGCCGGGCGACCGGCUGCUGCUGCUGAGCGAGCCCAUCGCCCUCGCGCAGCGCAGCGCAGCGCGCCAUGGGCUGCGAGCUGGGCAAGCUGGCCGCCUCCGAGCGGGGCGGCGGCCGGGGUGGCGGCGGCGGCGACGGCGGCGGGGGCAAGGACGACAUCCCCGCGCCGCCCGCCACGGACCCGCGGCUGCCCCUCACCGCCAAGCAGAAGUACACCAUGCUGGCCUCCUGGAAAGGCAUCAACCGGGAGAUGGAGGCCACGGGUGUCAACAUGUUCAUCAAGCUGUUCGAGGAGCACAAGGAGCUGCUCAACCUGUUCGAGAAGUUUAUCGCGCUGCAGACGCGAGAAGAGCAGGCGAGCAGUGAGGAGCUGCAGGAGCACGCCACCAAGGUCAUGAACACCCUCGACGAAGGCAUCCGCGGCCUCGACGACAUGGAUGCCUUCUUCUCGUACCUUGGACAGGUCGGCGCAAGUCAUCGCCGGAUCAACGGCUUCCAGAGCCAGUACUUCUGGAAAAUCGAGGGACCGUUCCUAAAAGCGGUGGAACAGACGCUGGGCGACCGCUACACCGCCAAUGUGGAGAACAUCUACAAGGUCACCAUCAAGCUGAUCAUCCAGACCCUGGUGGACGGCUUCGAGGGUACUGGCCCUGCCGCCGGCUCCGCGGGAUCCUGAGGGGGUGGCCGGCCACCCUAGUCCCCCGGGGGGCCGCGGGCCGGCCGGCCGGGUCGGGGGGCGGGUGGGGCGAACGCAGCUGGCCUGCGCCCCCUGCCUGCCACUCCGCCUCCGGCCGCGGCCCCGCACAGAGAAACUCGUCAAUUAAAGGACUCCGCGACAGGACGCCACCGAGACACCGCCAGGGCGCCGAGGGCACGCCCGACGCCACGGCGGUCCUCUCCUCCUCCCCGGCCUCCACGGGCUGCCCACCCUGGCCGGGACGGGGGAGUCAGCCGCCCGGCCGGGUCCACCCAAAGUGACCCCUCGGCCCGCCGGCAGCAGCCCGCCGUGCGACAUGGACUGUGUUUGUGUACCGCCGGUGCGGCCCGACCGGCGCCGUGCGCCCGCUGGGAUCAAGCCCCAAAAUCAAAAUGUUGUUCGUUGUUUAAUUUUUUCGGUGGAAGUUUGAUGCUUCCGCCGGCGUCAGUGUUUUUGUGCCCUUGUCUCCAAUACCAAUGUUACGGGCAAGCGAGAGAGGGGUUAUGACGAAUUGUACAUGAUAAUGUUUUAUUCUAUCGUUGUGUACAUUGUACACUGUACAACGAAUAUUUGUUUUUCUGUUUGUUAUCGAUUUAUUUUUCCCCUGUAUUAUCUGUGUUCAUCAAUGUCAGUGUGUUGUCGCCAAGUUUGUACGUAUAUCUGUAUUUAACAAAAAAAAUGCGCUGUGUUCCGUGUGUCAUGUUGUAUAUUUGUGCGAGCGUGUCUGCGUGUGUGUGUGUACGAAUGUAUGUGAAUGUGUGUUCCAGAGACCUUUACGGUUUGUAGAGAGAGUAAUAAAUGUGGUAAAACAUA
Frankliniella occidentalis (western flower thrips) is the source of this 1930-nucleotide messenger RNA. Its product is annotated as neuroglobin. The record is from RefSeq and is a predicted model, not a curated record. Gene Ontology annotation, molecular function: oxygen binding; heme binding. Bases 488 to 1096 code for a protein of 202 amino acids. Lineage: Eukaryota; Metazoa; Arthropoda; Insecta; Thysanoptera; Thripidae. The transcript has 4 exons.